ACGAAAUGAACAAAGCUCUAGUAUCGAUUAUAGCCGGGUCUUUGCUCUGGCUGGGAAUCUUCUUGGGCGGCUCGGAUGCCCAGCCCGAUGGACGGAUUGUGGGCGGUGAUGACGCUUCCAGUUACUAUACAAAGUAUGUGGUCCAGCUUCGCAGACGCAGUUCGCCGAGUAGCGCCUUUGCCCAAACCUGCGGAGGAAGCAUCCUGAAUUCCAAAACCAUCGUGACAGCCGCCCACUGUGUAUACAAUCGGGACGCAUCCGACUUCCUAGUGGUGGCCGGCACCGCAAACCGUGCUGGCAUGGAUGGAGUGGUGGUGCGGGUAGAACAGCUUAUCCCCCACGAACUAUACAAUGCCACCAUUACUAACUAUGACAUUGCCCUGGUGAUUGUCGAUCCUUCGCUGCCAUUGGAGAGCAAUAAAGACAUAGAGGCUAUCGAUAUAGUCACAGGCGAGCCUGCUGUCGGUGUCCUGGCCACGGUUAGCGGUUGGGGGUAUACCCUGGAAAAUGGGUUUGCCUCUAAUCAACUCCAGCAGGUUCGUGUUCCGAUUGUAAACUCCACGAAAUGCCAGGAUUCCUACAACUGGCGACCCAUAAGCGAGGCUAUGCUCUGCGCCGGAUACUCAGAAGGCGGAAAGGAUGCCUGCCAGGGUGACUCCGGAGGACCUCUAGUUGUGGAUAACAAGCUGGCCGGGAUCGUUUCCUUUGGCGAGGGAUGUGCCCGUCCCAAUUAUCCUGGAGUCUAUGCUAAUGUGGCAUACUUUAAGGAUUGGCUUUCCAAGCAGGUGGAUUUCAACUCACCGGUGGCCAAAAAGUUGUGGCUUCAGUAUUCGAUUUUUUGUGGAGCAGGAAAGAUGUCGCGUUGCUGGUUGGUGUUUCUGGUGUUCGGAUUGUGUGGCCUAGCCCUGACCAAGGGGCUUCCCUUACAGGAGGAUCAGGGGGAUAAAUACCUCCCAGAUGGACGCAUUGUGGGCGGCUAUGUCUCGGAUAUAGCCCAGUGUCCGUACCAGAUCUCGUUGAGGUACAAGGGUAUAACGACGCCGGAGAAUCCUUUCCGCCAUCGCUGUGGAGGCUCUAUUAUUGCUGAUGACCUGAUAAUCACUGCCGCUCAUUGCGUCAUUGCCACGGUGGCGAGUCAGUACAAGGUGGUGGCCGCAUCCAACUACCGCACCGGAUCCGAUGGAGUGGUCACCAACGUCAAGCAGAUCAUAAUGCACGAAGACUACUUCACGGGAGCGGCCUACAACAACGACAUAGCGCUGUUGGUGGUGGAUCCCCCAUUGCCACUGAAUAAUUUCACCAUCAAGGCCAUCAAGUUGGCAUCGGAGCCCCCGCUACCAGGAGCUAUUAGCAAGAUCAGCGGCUGGGGCACCACAUCCUCUGGCGGUACUGCCUCCGACGUCCUCCUCGCCGUCGAUGUGCCCAUCGUGAGCAACGCGGAUUGCAAUGCGGACUACGAGAACUUCGGAGACGAAACCUACUAUAUCACCGACACCAUGUUGUGUGCCGGAAAGCGUGGAGUCGGCGGUGUGGAUGCCUGCCAGGGCGAUUCCGGCGGACCUUUGGUGGUACGCGACGAGCUCCACGGCGUCGUCUCCUGGGGCAAUGCCUGUGCCCUGGCCACCCACCCAGGAGUCUACGCCAAUGUGGCCAACCUCCGUUCGUGGAUCGAUGCCAGGAUUGCGGAACUUAAAGUCAAUACUCGAUACGAACCAUCCGCCAGGAUGUACUCCCCUGUUGUGCUGCUGCUGCUUCUGGCUAUUGGGACCUCUUUUGUUCUCACCCAGGCCGUCCAACCGGAGCCCAGGAUUAUCAAUGGAACGUCGGUGGAUAUUGCCCGGCAUCCCUAUAUUGUUUCCCUGAGAUAUCGCCGGGACGCGGAGUCCAGCUACAAGCACGAGUGUGCCGGAGUCAUCUAUUCGGAGAACGCCCUGCUAACCUCCGCACAGUGCCUGUACAACUUGCCGGAGGGAACCAAGAUUCUGGCCGUGGCUGGAGCAAAUACCCGAAAUGGCACCGAAGGAAUCGUCUAUCCCAUUUCUAACUGGACCUAUCACUCCAGCUUUGAUACCUACACCGUGGAUUAUGAUAUUGGGGUGCUGUUCCUCGACACACCCCUGAACCUAACGCACUUUGACAUCAGUGCGAUUGGCAUACGUUCCGAGCGGCCGGCAGUGGGUCGACUGGCUACCGUCGCGGGGUGGGGCUAUCGCGAGGAGUGGGGACCCUCGAGCUACAAACUGGAGCAGGCGCAAGUCCCGGUCGUCAGCUCGGAGCAGUGUAACGAGCUCUAUGGAGCCGGUGAGAUCAACGAGCGGAUGAUUUGCGCGGGCUACGUCACCCAGGGAGGCACCGACGCCUGCCAGGGCGACACCGGCGGACCCCUCGUAAUCGACGGACAGCUGGUGGGCCUGGUGUCCUGGGGACGCGGCUGUGCCCGUCCCAACUACCCAACGGUGUACUGCUACGUGGCCAGUUUGGUGGAUUGGAUAGAGGAAACCAUCAACGCCGCCACAGCCGGAGCUAAAUAAACAGAAAUACACACUUCCAAGGCAAUCAAACGCUAUCUUUAAGUGGCUACCGUCCGGAUAGAGUCGGCUAAUUUAAUAAUAAACCCGUAAUAAAACAAACAAUAUACACCCAUA
This is a messenger RNA of Drosophila bipectinata, 2645 nucleotides long. The record is from RefSeq and is a predicted model, not a curated record. NCBI's taxonomy places the organism in Eukaryota, Metazoa, Arthropoda, Insecta, Diptera, Drosophilidae.